Messenger RNA from Hypanus sabinus (Atlantic stingray), 2525 nucleotides. RefSeq names its product plasma membrane ascorbate-dependent reductase CYBRD1. The record is from RefSeq and is a predicted model, not a curated record. Gene Ontology annotation, molecular function: oxidoreductase activity. Gene Ontology annotation, cellular component: lysosomal membrane. The coding region runs from base 243 to 1106 and encodes 287 amino acids. NCBI's taxonomy places the organism in Eukaryota, Metazoa, Chordata, Chondrichthyes, Myliobatiformes, Dasyatidae. The transcript is spliced from 4 exons.
GGACCUAGUAAGCCUCGGUUAUAAGAGAGUUGGUCUUCCUGAAGAAACAAAACAUUCAAUUUACGCAACAGAUUAGUUAUACGCAGCGCAUUCAAGGCUCUGCUGCCAUCCAAAAUCUUGCUUAAAUAAUUCACCACCGGUGGCCGGAAGAUGAGGACACUGGUGUGGUGAGAGUGCCAUUCACGCCACGGACCACUGCCCCCGCUCGUUACACUGAGCGCAGCUUCUCCCUCAGUCUGCGAAUGCACAGCCUUGAAGAAAUGGAAAAAUUCCGGCAGUUUGUGGCGUUGCUCCUCGCCGCCCUUUUGCUGGGAAUUCUCUCGAUUGCCACUGUUUUGACCUGGGUGCUUUUUUGGAGAGGGGGUCUGGCGUGGGAUUCGGGACUGCUUGAAUUUAACUGGCACCCAGUGCUCAGCACCGUAGGAUUCAUCUUCAUCAACGGAUUCGCGCUGAUCAUUUAUAGACUGCCUUGGACAUGGAACUUUAGUAAACUGCGAAUGAAGAUCAUUCAUGCCGGCCUCACUGUUGCAACCUUUAUGCUUAUGAUCAUUUCACUCGUGGCGGUUUUUGACUUCCACAACUCCAAGAAGAUUCCAAAUAUGUACAGCUUACACAGCUGGAUUGGACUGGCUGCAGUUAUCAUGUAUGCUUUGCAAAUAGUAUUAGGGUUGUGCAUUUUUUUGCUGCCAUUCACUCCCAUGUAUAUCAAGGCACUUUACAUGUCAAUCCAUGUGUUCGCUGGUCUCUUCAUCUUUGGAAUGGCAAUUAUUGCGGCUGAAACAGGAAUAACUGAAAAACUUAUUUUCACUCUGCGCCCAGGAAGUAAUGUCACACUCUCCUAUGCUCAGUCACCUCCUGAGGCUAUACUUGUCAAUGCUCUUGGAAUUCUGAUUUUAGUCUUUGGAGGAUACAUCUUCUGGAUUGCCACACGACCUGAAUGGAAACGCCCUCCGGAACAGAUAAAAGGAAGCAUGAGUAUUGACGAAGCAUCCACCUUAAACAAAACAAGUAUUUCAGCUGAAAUCAGUAUGGACAAUGUUGGAGAGAACACGCCAAGACUGAGACAAGUCAAUCUUGAAGAUGUGGGCCAAAGAGCAACAUUCUAAGAAAUGAAAUGAAUUGUAAUUUGCUCUAUUGCUGUUUUAGGUUUUUAAUAAUUUUUAAGUGUUAUACAUUCAAUAGUGCCUAAGUGAACAAAAAUAACCAAAAUGGUUUACAGUUGGCUUAGGAUUAUUUUCCUGGAACCAGAGGCAAAAUACUGACUUCAAUGCAUUUCUUUUUUGUUAAGCAACAAUUCAGUAUAAUCAGUAUUAAAAACCUUCAUUUUUACAUUUAUGCUUUACAUUUCCUUCAUUGAUAACAUUGACAUUUUCCCUUGUAUGUAUGUGUGGUUUUAACAGACUAACUUGUUGCAAAACCAAACUUUGAUCUAACUUUUCACUUAGAACAUUAGAGUAUUACAGCACAGGAACAGGCCUUUUGGCCCUUAUUGGCUGUGCUGAACCAUUUUUCUGCCUAGUCCCACUGACCUGCACCUGGACCAUAUUCCUCCAUACACCUCUCAUCCAUGUACCUGUCCAAGUUUUUUUUUAAAUGUUAAAAGUGAGCCUGCAUUUACUACUUCAUCUGGCAGCUCAUCCAACACUCCCACUACUCUCAGUGAAGAAGCCCCCCCCCCGCAAUGUUCCCUCUAAACUUUUCCCCCUUCACUCUUAACCCAUGACCUCUGGUUUUUUUCUCCCCUGUCCUCAGUGGAGAAAGCCUACUUGCAUUCACUCUAUCUAUUCCCAUCAUAAUUUUAUAUACCUCUAUCAAAUCUCCCCUCAUUCUUCUACACCCCAGGGAAUAAAGUCCUAACCUAUUCAACCUUUCUCUAUAACUCAGUUUCUCAAGUCCCAGCAACAUCCUUGUAAACCUUCCCUGCACUCUUUCAACCUUAUUAAUAUCCUUCCUGUAAUUCGGUGACCAAAACUACACACAAUACUCCAAAUUUGGCCUCACCAAUGCCUUAUAUAACCUCACCAUAACAUUCCAGCUCUUAUACUCAAUACUUUGAUUUAUAAAGGCCUAUGUACCAAAAGCUCUCUUUACUACCCUAUCUACCUGUGACAUCACUUUUGGAAUCCCUCUGUUCUACUGCACUCCUCAGUGCCCUACCAUUUACCUUGUAUGUUCUACCUUGGUUUUUCCUUCCAAAGUGCAAUACCUCACAUUUGUCUGUAUUAAACUCCAUCUGCCAUUUUCUAGCCCAUUUUCCAGCUGGUCCAAAUCCCUUUGCAAGCUUUGAAAACCUUUCUCACUGUCCACUACACCUGCAAUCUUCGUAUCAUCUUCAAAAUGCCUGAUAAAUGUGUUGUGAAACAGAUACCUUACAUACUUUAUAUAAUGGUAAUCAAAUUUGUUUAGUCAUCUCUUUAGAGAAUAUACCAUUUAACUGUUGUUUUCAUUAUUAUAUGCUCUGUAUAUUCACUUAUUUAAAUAAAAAUGACUACAAGUCCCUUAGUAUUUAUUUCCUUAGCCAUACU